Cantharellus anzutake is the source of this 2439-nucleotide messenger RNA. Its product is annotated as exocyst complex component sec5. The coding region runs from base 1 to 2439 and encodes 812 amino acids. Gene Ontology annotation, cellular component: exocyst. Gene Ontology annotation, biological process: Golgi to plasma membrane transport; exocytosis. NCBI's taxonomy places the organism in Eukaryota, Fungi, Basidiomycota, Agaricomycetes, Cantharellales, Hydnaceae. The record is from RefSeq and is a predicted model, not a curated record. The transcript has 15 exons.
AUGGGUAAACUUAACUUCGACAUUGACGAGGCUGCACUACUUAAGGCAUAUCGCAUAUCUUCACUCGAGCCUACACAAUGGGAAGACGUCGAUCAUGAAUUUAGUGACUCGCUGGCAGGCGCUCUGACAGGCAGCCCAAAUGAGGGAGUUAGUCACGAACUAGCCGAUCCUCUUGGCCUAUAUCACCACGGUGUCGACACCUCGGAGAUGAAGUUAGAAGCUAAGGCUGCCGUCCUUAUUACUUCGAAAUCAUUCGAUCCGAAGGCUUUUCUUUCUACAAUUCAUCCGAAUGCUACACAUCAGGACCUCACUGCGGGGACCGCUCGCCUAAAGCAGACGCUGGAUUCUCGUUCAGAGGCAAUAAGGGUUCUCGUUGAAGAUAAUUUCGAUCAUUACGUAUCUGUCAAAGCAUCUACUGAAAGCCUUUAUAUGGAUAUGAAGGAGCGGUUUCUCGCCCCAGAAUCGGACUAUGGCUCAAAGGAAAUCCUAGAAAAACUCAAACUGGCUAGUGCGAAGGCGGACCAAGUAUUCCAACCUAUUUUAGAGAAUGCGGCUAAAGCCCAGCGCGUUCGUGCAACGCUUGGGAAUCGAUACGAAGUUGCUUUGCGGGACUAUAAUAAAGGAAAAUACCUUAUGGAUUCGCGCCCCGGCCGGCUCAUAUCGGUCGCAGGAGGCUCAUCCACUGAGUCCCAACAAAAACGAGUCCUCAACAAGGUCUGGGGUGCCGUGGAGAAGGUCAUGGGAGAGAUGCGGAACCUGCUAAUUUCCCAGCUUCAGCAGCCUACACGAAGUGUGGAUGAACAGCGGAAAACGAUUGAGAUUUUGCUGGAGAUGAAUAUCCCAGAUGAUCCAGUGUGGAUAUAUCUCGAUAAUCAACACAAGUAUAUCCUUGGCCAGUUGGGAUCCUCGUUUGAAGCCUCUGUGAAGUCGAUUGAUGACGGGGCGCAUGGCUCCGCCGAAUGGAAGGCCACCCUUAAUCUGGUCAAGGCAGCAUCCGAAGUGAUGUUGACUUUACUGCCUCCCUUCUGGAAGAUUGCCAAAGAUUACCUUGAUGGUGCUUUCAAGAAGUCAUCAGGCGUUACUGUAUCGCGGCGAAGUCCAAAUCAAUGCAGAACAAUGGCUUUCGACAUCGUCAACCUAUACAUAUCUCUCCCUUCUGAAUACUUUACCCUCUCUGACAAGGCCGUUGUCACUAAUACUGCCAGCGGUAUUCCACCUUUUGUACCAACAGCAUCAAGUUCUAUCACCACCUCCUGGUUCGUUUCUAAGAUUUUGUCAGAGAUGGAAGAGUGCGUGAACGACGUAACUACCGCCGAGCUGUCUGGGGAGGCUAGCUCUGGGCUCAAGAGUCUGCUAGAAAGCGCCAGAUGGAGGUUCGUCGACGCAGUGUGCGAUAACUGGCUAAGAGACUCUCAACGAUUCCAUCAUUUGGAGACAUGGGAACAGGACCCGAAAAACCCACCUUUCACCUUGUUCCUCUCCCAAAUACAGAAGUUCCAGACUUAUGUGACUACAUGCACAUAUAAAAUUGCUGGAGGCAUCGACAUAUCAAAUCCAAAGACUCCCACCAAACAACUCCCCAUUGGUAGAGAAUUUUCCUCCAAGAUACAACGGACUUUUCUCGACUCCGUCUAUGCUCUUCUCGAUGGGCUGGAAUUGCUUUCCCGUGCUCAGUACGAACCAGUGCUGACGAAGGAAGCGGCACCACUGGUCCUUACUUCGAUAACACCCGCCACACCACAAAGUCUGGAUCGCGACACUCGAAUGUUGUUAAUAACUUCGAGUUUUGGUUUAAUGAGCAAGGCUAUUAUUCCCACCAUGAUAAAUCAGCUAGAAUCCGCUCUCAAUGUAUCCAUAUCGCAUGAUCGCAAGACGCUGAUGGAAGUAGUCAGCGUUCUCGACAGUACACUUUUUGAUGACUUCAUCAGGCUCAAAAGCUCAAAAGUGAGAGAGAUGAUUCAUACUGGAGUGAAUGGGGGAACUGCGGAUUGGACUGAGUCGACGCGGCCAACGGAGGUACGGGGCUAUAUGUAUGAAGUGCUUUUAUUCUUCGUCACUGUGCAUCAGCAUGUGAUCGUCGUCGCAAAGCCUUUAUUGGAGAGGACCAUGGUAGCCCUAGUCGAAGCACUGACCGAAGAAGCCCUCGCCGCUUUUCGACAAGUCAAUGAAUUUGGGAUUGGAGGAAUGCUUAGGGCAACGUUGGAAAUCGAGUUCGCACACCAAACUCUUCUCCAAUACGUGUCUCCUAAAGCUAGCGAGAUACUGACGUCGAUAUACAGCACAAUAUCACAAGCAUACUCUCGACAAAAGAAAUUGAGUCGCCAGGAAAAUCUCCAACGGGAGUUGGAUGGUGUCAAGAGAACAUUGCAUGAAAGCCGCCGAUCCACAGCGAUCGAGUUUCGAUGCUUCAAGCCUACGAAAGAGACUAAUGCGAUGUGA